GAACUGUUGUAUGUGUUUGUCUCAGCAGCUGCCUUCUUUCCCAUCUGUUCAGUUUGCACCAAGCUCGCUGGCUGCGACUUAGGGCUGGCGUGUGGUUGGGGCUGAGCCAUGAACGGCCUCGGGGGUGCCAUCCUCUUCUGGGCGGUAGUAGCGUGCGCUAAAGCGGACAAGCCUUUGGGAGAGACAAAUGAGGCUGGAUUUCAAAAAUGCAAGAAUGCCUUAAAACUACCUGUUCUAGAAGUCUUACCCGGAGGGGGCUGGGAUAACCUGCGGAAUGUGGACAUGGGACGGGUGAUGGACCUGACUUACAGGAGCUGCAGGACCACAGAGGAUGGACAGUACAUCAUCCCCGAUGAAAUCGUCAGCAUCGCCCAGAAACAGAGCAACCUAGAGAUGAACUCCGAAAUCCUGGGGUCCUGGGUGAAUUACCAGAGCAGCACCUCCUUCUCCAUCAACUUGGAGCUUUCCCUUUAUUCCAAGGUCAAUGGCAAAUUCUCCUCUGAUUUCCAGAAGAUGAAGACCCUUCAAGUGAAAGACCAAGCUAUAACUACCCGGGUUCAGGUAAGAAACCUGAUCUACACGGUCAAAAUCAACUCAGCUUCAAAACUAAGCUGGAGGUUUAAGAAGGAGCUCAUGGACAUCUCUGACCGCCUGGAGAACAACCAGACGCGGAUGGCCACCUACCUGGCAGAGCUUCUGGUCCUCAACUAUGGCACCCAUGUCAUCACCAGUGUGGAUGCUGGAGCUGCUCUCAUCCAGGAAGACCACAUCAGAUCCUCAUUCUUACAGGACAGCCAGAGCAGUCACACUGCUGUGACCGCAUCCGCUGGGAUUGCCUUCAUGAACAUCGUGAACUACAAAUUUGAGGAGAACUACACAUCGCAGAGCGUCCUCACCAAGAGCUAUCUCUCAAACCGAACCAACUCCAGGGUGCAAAGCAUCGGAGGGGUUCCUUUUUACCCAGGCAUCACCCUCCAGGCCUGGCAGCAGAGCAUCACCAACCACCUGGUGGCCAUAGACCGCGAUGGCCUGCCUCUGCAUUUCUUCAUCAACCCCGACAUGCUGCCUGAGUUGCCAGGGCCCUUGGUGAAGAAGUUGUCUCGCACGGUGGAGGCUGCCGUGAGGCAUUAUUACACGUUCAACACCUACCCUGGAUGCACAGAUGUCAACUCGCCCAACUUCAAUUUUCAGGCCAACACUGAUGAUGGCUCUUGCGAGGGGAAAAUGACUAAUUUUUCCUUUGGAGGAGUUUAUCAGGAAUGCACCCAGCUCUCAGGGAAGGAGGUUGCCCAGCUCUGCCAAAACUUGGAGCAGAAGAAUCCGCUCACUGGUGAUUUCUCCUGCCCCUCUGGCUACUCCCCAGUCCACCUGCUGACCCAGAUCCACGAGGAGGGUUACAACCACCUGGAGUGUCGACGGAGAUGCACCCUCCUCAUCUUCUGCAAGACGGUGUGCGAAGAUGUGUUCCGGGUGGCAAAGGCUGAAUUUAGGGCUUUUUGGUGCGUGGCGAGUGGCCAAAUACCAGAAAACUCAGGACUGCUUUUCGGGGGCCUCUUCACUGGUAAGAGCAUAAACCCUUUGACAAAUGCACAGUCCUGCCCGGCUGGCUAUUUUCCACUGAGACUUUUUGAAAACCUCAAGGUAUGUGCCUCUCAGGACUAUGAGUUGGGAUAUAGGUUUUCCGUCCCCUUUGGUGGGUUCUUUAGCUGUGCAGUCGGAAACCCCUUGGUAAAUUCUGCCAUAGCCAACGAUUUGGGGGCACCUUCUCUAAAAAAGUGUCCUGGGGGCUUCAGCCAACACCUAGCCCUCAUCAGUGAUGGAUGCCAAGUGUCCUACUGUGUCAAGGCCGGGCUUUUCACAGGAGGUGCUCUGCCCCCCGCCAGGCCCCCACCUUACACCCGGCCACCCCUCAUGAGUCAGGUUGCCACCAACACUGUCAUCGUGACAAAUAGCGAGACGGCGAGUUCCUGGAUUAAAGACUCCCAGACCCACCAGUGGAGGCUGGGGGAGCCGUUAGAGGUGCGCAAGGCCAUGGGGGUCAUCCACGGGGACGGCAGUGGCCUGUCAGGGGGGGCAGCAGCUGGGGUCACAAUGGGAGUCACCACUGUCCUGGCAGCCACCAUUGCCCUGGCCGUCUACGGCACCCGGAAGUACAAGAAGAGGGGCUACCAGGCAUUGGAGGACGAGAGGCAGAGUUUGGCGGCGGGCUCUGCAGAGACGGGGGGCACCCCUGACCAAGAGCAGGGGCAGAGUCCAGCCUAAAUCUCUCCGGAGAAACGUCUCUCUCGUCUCUGUAAGCAGGCCUUUCAUCCCUUCACUCUUCACUUCUGCCUUCCUGAGGACUGGCGUGGCAGGUGCAAGAAAAAGCAGGUAUAACUUUGUGACUUCCUUAGGGCUC
Molecule: messenger RNA, 2398 nt
Organism: Mirounga angustirostris (Northern elephant seal)
Lineage: Eukaryota; Metazoa; Chordata; Mammalia; Carnivora; Phocidae
Gene: MPEG1
Product: macrophage expressed 1
Exons: 1
Coding region: 109-2262 (717 amino acids)
Biological process (GO): defense response to bacterium
Source: RefSeq, a predicted model, not a curated record